AUGGAGAACUUGUUUCGCCUAGUUGAUCAUGAAGACAUGUUCUCAAGGAGGUGCAUUUGGGUCAACGGCCCCAUCAUUGUAGGGGCAGGUCCAUCAGGGCUAGCCACAGCAGCAUGCCUCAGAGAACAAGGGGUACCCUUCAUGGUUCUCGAAAGAUCAGAUUGCAUAGCAUCUCUAUGGCAAAAGCGAACCUAUGACAGGUUAAAGCUUCACCUUCCAAAGCAAUUUUGCCAACUACCUAAGCUUCCAUUCCCCCAAGACUUCCCUGAAUACCCAACAAAGAAACAGUUCAUAGAAUACCUCGAAUCCUAUGCAAGCCAUUUCGAGAUCAACCCACAAUUCAAUGAGUGUGUUCAAUCUGCUAGGUACGAUGAGACAAGUGGGUUGUGGAGGGUUAAGACCAUUGCCACAAGUGGCUCCAACCGCACUGAGCUUGAGUACAUUUGCAAGUGGCUCGUGGUUGCUACUGGUGAAAAUGCUGAGUGUGUGAUACCUGAUAUUGAAGGAUUGAGUGAAUUCAAAGGUGAUAUAAUCCAUGCUUGUGAAUACAAGUCAGGGGAAAGUUUCAGUGGAAAGAAAGUGCUUGUUGUUGGUUGUGGUAAUUCUGGCAUGGAACUCUCACUUGACCUUUGCAACCACAAUGCAUCACCUUCAAUGGUUGUUCGUAGCUCGGUUCAUGUGUUGCCUAAAGAGAUUUUUGGGAAGUCAACGUUUGAAUUGGCGGUUUUGAUGAUGAAAUGGUUACCCAUUUGGCUCGUUGACAAGCUCCUAUUGAUCUUUGCAUGGUUAGUGCUUGGUAACAUAGAGAAGUUGGGGCUCAAAAGACCAUUAGAUGGUCCAUUGAAGCUGAAGAACACACAGGGGAAAACCCCUGUUUUGGACAUUGGUACCUUAGAGAAAAUUAGAUCCGGAGAUAUAAAAGUUGUUCCAGGAAUUGAGAGGUUCAUAAAUGGCUAUGUUGAACUUGUUAAUGGUGAAAAGCAUGACGUUGAUGCAGUGGUUCUUGCAACCGGUUACCGCAGCAAUGUCCCUUCUUGGCUCCAGGAAGGUGAAUUCUUCUCCAAGAAUGGGUUCCCAAAGUCACCAUUCCCUGGUGGUUGGAAAGGAAAUGCUGGACUUUAUGCUGUUGGAUUCACAAGGAGAGGGCUCUCUGGUGCUUCAUAUGAUGCUAUGAAAAUCGCUCAAGAUAUUGGCCAAGUUUGGAAACAAGACACUAAGCAAAAGAAACAACGCACCACUGCUUGCCAUAGACGUUGCAUUUCCCAGUUCUAA
Messenger RNA from Gastrolobium bilobum, 1272 nucleotides. RefSeq names its product probable indole-3-pyruvate monooxygenase YUCCA5. The coding region runs from base 1 to 1272 and encodes 423 amino acids. The record is from RefSeq and is a predicted model, not a curated record. The transcript is spliced from 3 exons. Gene Ontology annotation, molecular function: N,N-dimethylaniline monooxygenase activity; NADP binding; flavin adenine dinucleotide binding. Gene Ontology annotation, biological process: auxin biosynthetic process. NCBI's taxonomy places the organism in Eukaryota, Viridiplantae, Streptophyta, Magnoliopsida, Fabales, Fabaceae.